Molecule: messenger RNA, 297 nt
Organism: Entrophospora sp. SA101
Lineage: Eukaryota; Fungi; Glomeromycota; Glomeromycetes; Entrophosporales; Entrophosporaceae
Source: the annotation of a GenBank genome assembly
AUGAUUUACAAGAUUUUUGUUAUUGUAAGAGAAGUAUUUAAUGUAGAGGAUAGGAUUAAUUGUAAUGAUAACAAUGAAUCUGACGAUUCAAGUGAUGAUAAUUAUACAUUGACACCAGAUUCAUUGCAUGAUAUAGGAACAGAUUCUACUAUGCUAACUUCAGAUUGGCCAUUUCCAUCAUCAACAACAUCUUCCUCUUCCUCAAUCAACGUUGACAAUAUUUUUACUAUUGAACAACAAGCAUCAAUGAAAAUUCCAUUCACUAUUUGGGAGGAUCCCGAAGCUGAUGAUACUUAA